This is a messenger RNA of Heterobilharzia americana, 2112 nucleotides long. NCBI's taxonomy places the organism in Eukaryota, Metazoa, Platyhelminthes, Trematoda, Strigeidida, Schistosomatidae. The record is from the annotation of a GenBank genome assembly.
AUCUCAUAGAACUGAUUUAAUGCAUAACUUUUCACUCGAUAAAUAAUAUAAUGUAUGCAACAAAAUUAGGUGUAUACUUUUUGAUCCUUGUUUUAAUCAAAAUAGCAAAAUCUUGUGUAAUCAGUAAUCACAUGAUUGAAAUCAAUGUUUAAACAUUUCUGCGAAGAAAAUAAAUCUUUGAAAUGUAUAGAAAAUAAUUUAUAAAAUCUGAUGAUUUUAUCUAUUGUUUCUUUUAUAUUAUUUCAACCGCCAGUUGAUUAUUUUAAUCUUCCUGUUAUUUAUGUGUAAAUGUGUCAAUAUUAUAUGAUUGGUGAAGAUACUUUUUAACUAUAUCAACUGACAAUAUAUAAGCAAAUAUAUAUAAACCAUAAUGAUCGUAUUGAUAGAUUACUUGAACGACUCAAUCAACGCUGACUUUCAAUGAACAUCAUCUCAACCACUAAAAUUCUCAUUUCCAUCAUUCCACUUCUAAUUUCUCUAAGAUAUAUCUAUGGAGAGAAUCACUGUGCAGAUACACCAAAAGUUCUACUGAUUUCUCUUGAUGGAUUUCGUUACGACUAUUAUGAUUUAGCUAAAGCAAUGAAUAUCAAUAUUUCAGCAUUUGAAAAGAUACAACAGAGUGGAUUUCGAAUACUUAAAUUGAUCAAUGAAUUCCCAACUUCAACUUUUCCAUCACACUUUUCCAUGGUGACAGGAUUACAUCCUGAAAGUCAUGGAAUAGUAGACAAUGUGUUUUAUGAUCCUAUUUUAAAUAUCACAUUCUCAUAUAAGAACCAGUCAGCAGCAUCUGAUUCAAGGUUUUACGAUGUUGGUGCUGAACCGAUCUGGGUAACAAAUCAAAAGCAUGGUUAUAAAAGUGCAGUAGCCUUCUGGACUGGAAGUGAAGCGAAAAUCAAGGGAUUACGACCUAAUUACUAUCUGACACCGUACAAUGAAAGCAUCACGUUUAAACAGAGAGUCGAUUUGAUGAUGAACUGGUUCAACAACCAUCAGGUUAAUCUCGGACUUCUGUAUUACCACCAGCCAGACAAAGCAGGACACGUCUAUGGGGCGGGCAGCCAACAGGUGUUCGAAGCAAUUGAGGAGAUCAAUAGUGGAUUGCAGUAUCUGCUCAAUUCCAUCGAUUCACGACCUAAUCUCAAAUGCUCUCUGCAUGUGAUCAUAUCCAGUGACCACGGAAUGACAAAUAUCAGCAAUGAUCGAAUAAUAUAUCUCAACGACUACAUUCAAUCUGAAGAUUACAUAACUGCACCUAGAACUUUCGGUGUGGUUUGGUCAUUGUGGCCGACUUCUGGAACUACCGCCGAGUAUUUAUAUCUCCAACUGAAAAACAAACAUGUGAAAAUGAAUGUAUAUUUGAAACAUGAGCUACCCCAACGUUUGCAUUAUGCUAACAGUGAACGCAUUGGUCCUGUGGUUGUCCACGCUGAUCUCGGAUGGAUGAUUUCGACUGAGACGAAUCGCAACAGCUCUCUGAAAGGACGAGGUGGUCAUGGAUAUGAUCCAAGAAAUGAAGAAAUGUCAUCAUUUCUCAUGGCUAUGGGACCUCGCUUCAACCAUAGUGACAUAACAGUAUUUGAUACUGAGUUUAAACUGGUCGACAUCUAUCAAAUGAUUUGCCUUCUACUCGACCUACAACCUGCACCAAACAACGGCAGUACGCAUCGCAUAUUUCCCUUCUUGAAACAAAGAUACCAUCGGUAUAGAUCAGCUUCCCAAAUGUUGAAAACACCUAAACUCAUUGGGAUUAUCAUUGUUCUUCUUUGUAUUUCAAGUUCAGCUUUAUUUUAAUGAUGACCGAAGUGUAUUUACUGUCUCAUUGAAGUUGAAACGAUAAAUGAUUUGGUCUACUGACACAUCCUUCUCGUUCAAAUGUAUUCCAUAUUAUCUGAGUGUUUUAUAGGCUAAUAUGUUUCCACAAUAUUUUUUUAUGUUGCUAUGAACAGAACAGCAAAUUUCAAGAACUUUUAACUUCAAAUUGAGCUAUACACCUGAGUACUAUAAAGCUCAAAGUUCAAAACAAUAAAUGAAACUGCUCUACAAACAGAUACUGUUCUCUUUUAUUUUGGUGUAUUAUUAUUCUAAUUUAGUAUAAUUAGGCUAUGUUAGUCA